Vombatus ursinus (common wombat) is the source of this 2257-nucleotide messenger RNA. RefSeq names its product solute carrier family 35 member A4 (gene SLC35A4). The record is from RefSeq and is a predicted model, not a curated record. Gene Ontology annotation, cellular component: Golgi membrane. Gene Ontology annotation, biological process: pyrimidine nucleotide-sugar transmembrane transport. NCBI's taxonomy places the organism in Eukaryota, Metazoa, Chordata, Mammalia, Diprotodontia, Vombatidae. Gene Ontology annotation, molecular function: pyrimidine nucleotide-sugar transmembrane transporter activity. Bases 24 to 986 code for a protein of 320 amino acids. The transcript has a single exon.
AGGCAUAGGUUGGUAGAGUGGGGAUGAAUGUGGAAGAAGGGGGCAUACCGGGCAUAGGGCGCCCAAGCCAGGCCCGAUGGGUGCUUAUGCUCCUCCUGUCCACAACCAUGUGUGGUGCCCAUGCCCCACUGUUGGCCUUGUGUCGAAUAGAUGGCCGUGUCCCCUUCCGCCCCUCUUCAGCUGUGCUUUGGACCGAACUGACCAAAUUACUGCUAUCAGCAUGCUCUUUGAUGGCCAGGCGGCAGCCAAGACUAUGGGACACUCCACCUUGGCGUCAGGCUGCCCCUUUUGCACUCUCUGCCCUGCUCUAUGGUGCCAACAACAACCUUGUCAUUCACCUGCAACAGUACAUGGACCCCAGCACCUACCAAGUGAUGAGCAACCUCAAGAUUGGCAGCACAGCUCUUCUUUACUGCCUCUGCCUGAACCGCCGCCUCUCUGCCAGGCAGGGGCUGGCACUGCUGCUACUGACUGGAGCUGGAGCCUGCUAUGCUGCUGCAGGCCUCCAGGACCCACAGGGCCUCCUCCCACCCCCUCCAGCCGCAGCCAUGCCCCUGCACGUUACCCCGCUGGGUCUGCUGCUGCUCUUGCUCUACUGCCUCAUCUCAGGCCUCUCCUCAGUCUACACCGAGCUGCUCAUGAAGAGGCAGCGCCUGCCCUUGGCCUUGCAGAACUUAUUCCUGUACUCCUUUGGGGUACUUGUGAACUUGGGGCUCUAUGUGGGAGGUGGGCCAGGCCCUGGGCUUCUAGAAGGUUUCUCAGCCUGGGCAGGGCUGGUGGUACUGAGCCAGGCCCUCAAUGGACUGCUCAUGUCAGCCAUCAUGAAGCAUGGGAGUAGCAUCACCCGUCUCUUUGUUGUGUCCUCCUCACUGAUUGUCAAUGCAGUGCUCUCAUCCGCCCUGCUUCACCUCCAGCUCACGGCUGCCUUCUUCCUGGCCCUCCUGCUUAUUGGUCUGGCUGUACAUCUCUACUAUGGAGGCCAGUAGGGCUAGAAAGCUCACCCGCUGGAACUGUUUUGCCCUCCAGUGCUAUUAACAUAGGCUCGAUAUCAUUGCAGUCAACAUUGUCCUUUCCAGUAACCAAGGACUUACCUCUUGAAGAAGGUGCUUCUCUCCUUCCUUGAUGGAGUUGGAAGGCCCAUCAGGAUGGGGGAUGUGGGAGGUUAUCCUUAGGGGUGGUUCCACUAUGUACUGUCCUCUGAUCUUAGCCUCUUUCUAGCCUAUCUGCAGCCCUCUAAGUGACUGCACUUCUUCCUUCCCAUGUGGCUUUAGCCUGCUAUUUCCUCAUACUAUUCUCCAUCAGAAUCCCUAAUAGAAGUGCCUUUGAGAGGAGAGAGCUGCAGUCAGGCCUAGGGAAGCCCCUGGUAGGAGAUGAGGGGAGCCCAUGGAGGCCUGAAUCAAAAUUGAGUUUUUGCCAAGGAAACACCAAAACAGCUCAAGUUUGUCCCCCAGAUUCUGAUAAUUCCUUUCUGCUCCCAUCAUUGUGUAGAGCAGAGGGAAAUCAGUUAGGGAUCCUGCCUCUAUCAGCUGCUGUGUGGAAGAUCUGAGACCUAGCUACUUUCCUACUGUAUCGGUCCUGAUGUCCCGAUCUCCUUACUCCAUCCCUCCUGCUGUGGAAAUUUAAACUCCAUCUUGAAUCUCUGUGUAGCCUAGUAACUGGCUUGUUUUGUUUCCCCUUUAUUCUCUCAGACCCUACAGCAGUGCACCAGAAAGUCAAAAUGUUGUAGGGCAACUUUGACCUCCUUCUGUGUCCCAUCAGCCAGGGUCCAUGUUGUCUGGCAGCUUUACCAUUCAUGUGUGUCUCUCCCCUUCCCCCCCUUCCACUGCCCCCAGUGAGCGCCAGCAUUUACUGGGAAAAACUCAACUGCUCCCCUCUGUGCCGCUACUCUUCCACAGUCAGGACUGAAUCUCCUUAAUCAAACGAGAUGAGCCUCUCAGGUUCACAAGGAAUGCUACUUGCCCUCUCUUAUGGCCCCUACCUUUUUGCUGCAGUCUGGAGGGCUCUCAUCAGCUCUGUUGCUUUACACUCCUGGACCCUGCUCCUGCCUGGAAGUAUUCUGUUCUUAGAUCUUCAAUCUGGCCACCUUUCCUGGGAUAUACCCUUAACUUUCUAGUAAGAGGGAGACUCCUUUACAGGAGUAACUUAGACUAGGGCAUGUGGGAUUUUUCUAUAGCUCAAUCAGUGUCUACUUAACUGCAUAAGCAAUAAAGUCUCAAUAAAGUAUUUCUGGGAGUAGGGAUUUCCCUACCAUCUGCCA